ACGCGACGUGAGAUUCUAAACACUGCCCGGGCACAGCCAGAACAGUCGCAGCUCCUCUUUUUCCCACCGGCAGACAGCAAAGGGACUUACAAGUCUAGCUGUAUGGGAACCCUUCACAAUGCUAGACUCACCAGCCAAACGGCAGAAAACAUCCGCGUCCAAUACUGCCGACGCGCUAUUGGCGACAUCCACAAAUGCAUCACGUACGCGUGACUUUGACGCACCAAGCCUCAGACAUGCUUCAUAUCUUUCUCCAACAAAAGCGAGCCUGCCGCGAUUUAUCCCUGGCUUGCGUCCGAAAUCGCCUUUGAACCCACAAUCCGGAAGGACUCUUGAUGCUGGAAGCAAAGUGCCACCAGACGGAGCCCAUGUUGGAGAUUCCAAUGGGACUGGAUUUCAGCAUGGGAAGGCUAAACGCGGACUCUUCGGGCUGAAUGGACGGCCCAAAUCAUUAUCACAAAAUGACGAACCGAGAGCGCUUGAUUUCAAAUCCAUCUCCAGCGCUGGCUUCUCUGCAGCCCCUCGACGUUCAUCUCGUUUCUCAGGCCGGUUUUCGUCGCCAAUACGUGAAGAGCGCGGUCAUGGCGGCGCAAGCUCUACAGCAGAGACAUCUGACAAUGUACAUGCAAGUCAGAGGGCAAGGCUAGAAGGGGUGGCUUCAAUCGGUAGAGAGAAUGAGGAAGCACAUGAAGACGCUGAGCCGGAUCUACCGCCUACACCCACCGACAGGAAUGAUCCUGCUGCUGCUCGACCAAAAGGCUUAUUCAACAGUCCAAGUCGGAGGCGACUGCGCAAACAAUUAAGCCGAUCCACAUCCCCAGCAAAGCAACACAUCCAAGCGCGUGCAGGUGAUGAAGGGGGAAAGCAUCAUGAAGAUGGAGAAAUCGAGGCACCGCCUUCAGCUGCCGGUAACACGAUCAAUCCCGAGAAUUGCGCUGUAGAUUUAUUUCUCUAAUGGAUUUUCCCAGGACCGUUGACCCGUAGACGAGCUGCGAUCAAAGAGCAGCAAGCCACUGACCACACCGCUGUGGCAGAGAAGCGCCGCUUGAAAGCCCGACUUUCCGAACGACUCGUCAAGAUAAAACAAGAUAUUCAACGCUGCGAGGAAGAGCUAGCAAAGACCGAGCCAGAUCAAGAAUCCAGCUGGGAUGAUCCCAAGGACGUUCAAGACUACAUAACU
This is a messenger RNA of Xylona heveae TC161, 1180 nucleotides long. RefSeq lists its product as hypothetical. The record is from RefSeq and is a predicted model, not a curated record. The transcript is spliced from 2 exons. Bases 119 to 955 code for a protein of 278 amino acids. Lineage: Eukaryota; Fungi; Ascomycota; Xylonomycetes; Xylonales; Xylonaceae.